CCCCCGUUUUCCCCCGAUUUUUCCUCCGAUUUUUCCCCCUUUUUUCCUUAUUUUUUUUCCCCUUUUCCCCGUUUUUUCUCAUUUCCUCCCCCAAACUUUCUCUUUCUCCCAGGUAACGCCCUGCUGCGCCGCCUGGUGCGCAUCGGGGUGCUGGACGAGGGCAAGAUGAAGCUGGAUUACAUCCUGGGGCUGAAGAUCGAGGAUUUCCUGGAGCGCCGCCUGCAGACCCAGGUCUUCAAGCUGGGCCUGGCCAAGUCCAUCCACCACGCCCGCGUGCUGAUCCGCCAGCGCCACAUCCGAGUUCGGCAAGGCUCACUGCGGCGCCGCCGUACACCUUGCGAAGGGCGCCCCCCUCUGGGCAACUGCAGGUAAAGAUUAGUAAAAAAAAACUC
Molecule: messenger RNA, 392 nt
Organism: Ficedula albicollis (Collared flycatcher)
Lineage: Eukaryota; Metazoa; Chordata; Aves; Passeriformes; Muscicapidae
Gene: RPS9
Product: ribosomal protein S9
Exons: 2
Biological process (GO): positive regulation of translational fidelity; translation
Cellular component (GO): cytosolic small ribosomal subunit
Molecular function (GO): rRNA binding; structural constituent of ribosome
Source: RefSeq, a predicted model, not a curated record